AUGAAUGCGCCGUUAAAAGAGGUGGCCGAAAAGAUCUGUGAACUUUGUCAUGAAUUCCACAACCACGAGGUACCGAAUAUGCGAGCGGAAUGUCGAUCUCAGUGUUUUUCAACGGACAAAUUCCGAACGUGUAUGCAUAUGUUUACGAACGCGCCGAAACGUCACAAUCGGCACAGUCGACGAUAUAUCUGGAAAGCGUGA
Molecule: messenger RNA, 201 nt
Organism: Cooperia oncophora
Lineage: Eukaryota; Metazoa; Nematoda; Chromadorea; Rhabditida; Trichostrongylidae
Source: the annotation of a GenBank genome assembly